AUGUCCACGCAACGAAAGAACUUCCAUGUCGCCGUCGUCGGCGGUGGCAUUGCCGGCCUAACCCUCGCCAUCGCCCUGUACCACCGUAAUAUCUCAGUCACCAUCUACGAGCAGGCCGAAGCCUUCGGUGAAGUCGGCGCGGGCGUCUCAUUCGGCCCAAAUGCCGUUGAGGCAAUGAAAGUUUGCCAUUCGGGUAUCUACGAAGCAUUCGAAAAGGUCUGCACGCAGAAUCUGUGGCCUUCGAAACAAAAAGUGUGGUUCGAUUAUCUAGACGGAUACAACAAGGGCACCUCGACAACAGCGAAAAACGCCAGCCGCCAGGAUAUUGCAUUCACUAUCUCCAACAGCCUAGGCCAAACUGGUGUUCACCGUGCUCACUUCCUUGACGAAUUAAUUAAACUUAUCCCCGGUGACAUCGCGCGAUUUCACAAACGACUCGAAAGCAUUGUGGAGCGGGAGACUGAUGGGAAACUCCUUUUGAAGUUUGCUGAUGGAACGCAAGAUGAAGCUGAUCUGGUUAUUGGUUGUGACGGUAUCAAGUCGCAGGUGCGACAGGUAAUUGUGGGAGAAGAACACCCCUCCGCUAAGCCGUCGUAUACCCACAAAUACGCGUAUCGCGGGCUGGUCCCGAUGGAAAAAGCGAUCGAGGCGGUUGGAGAAGAAUUAGCUUCCAAUUCGUGUAUGCAUAUGGGCCCCGGUGGUCAUAUGUUGACCUUCCCUGUAAACCAAGGGAAAACCCUCAACAUUGUUGCGUUCCAUACGUCUCCGGAUGAAUGGGCCGAUUACCCCAGAUUAACGCGACAAGGUACACGAGACGAGGCGCUCCGUGACUUUGCCGGAUAUGGGCCGAACGUUAUUAACCUGCUGAAGUUGACAGACGCAGAGCUCAGCGUGUGGGCCAUCUUUGAUCUUGGAGAAAAUCCAGUUCCUACGUUUUACAAAGGCCGAGUCGCGAUAUCCGGCGAUGCUGCACACGCUACAUCACCCCACCACGGUGCCGGAGCAGGCUUCUGCAUCGAAGACACUGCCGUUCUUGCUACGUUGCUAGCGGAUGAGCGGGUUCAAACGCACAAGGAUCUAGAAGUUGUUCUUGCUGCGUAUGAUAUUAGCCGACGGGAACGGUCCCAAUGGCUUGUUCAGAGCAGCAGGUUUAUCGGAGAUAGCUACGAGUGGCGAGCCGACGGUGUGGGAUGUGAUUUUAAGAAGAUCGAGGACGCGAUCAAUUACCGGAAUGGUGUUAUUGCCAACGUGGACAUUCCCCAGAUGUGUGCAGAUGCCACUAAGUGUUUAGAGAAGAGGCUGUCUAGCGUGACCAAGGCGUCGAUAUAGAGCUUGGAAUCAUUUCUGCUAAUCCUGCAUUUUCGGUGUCUUGUUAGAGCGACUGUUUGGUAUUGUACGUAUCAUUCCGUAUAUAGCUUUCCUUGUGUCGUAAGAUAUCCUAUGAUAUAUAUAUAUAUACAGCCAUGGCUAGAUAGUUUCAAGAGAAAUUUGCAAGCGCAAAUGACGUCAAGGUUUUAAGUAUAAUCAAGAUCUCCGGAUUUAGCAUAAUUAGUUCUUUCAGAUAUUGGCUGGUAGUGAUUGCUUCGGGCUUAGAAAUCCCUUUGACGUUUAUACAAAACAAAAUUCAUCAUGAACUCCAUUGUAGAAAAGUCAGAGU
Messenger RNA from Aspergillus caelatus, 1657 nucleotides. RefSeq lists its product as uncharacterized. The record is from RefSeq and is a predicted model, not a curated record. Bases 1 to 1329 code for a protein of 442 amino acids. Gene Ontology annotation, biological process: secondary metabolite biosynthetic process. Gene Ontology annotation, molecular function: FAD binding. Lineage: Eukaryota; Fungi; Ascomycota; Eurotiomycetes; Eurotiales; Aspergillaceae. The transcript has 3 exons.